Messenger RNA from Haliotis rufescens (red abalone), 3649 nucleotides. RefSeq names its product basic proline-rich protein-like. The transcript is spliced from 6 exons. Bases 96 to 2675 code for a protein of 859 amino acids. The record is from RefSeq and is a predicted model, not a curated record. Lineage: Eukaryota; Metazoa; Mollusca; Gastropoda; Lepetellida; Haliotidae.
GCCAGUUUUAAUGCCCCAUCAUGCCUCUGUGAUUCAUUGUGUUUCUCGGAGCAGUCACGACCACAACUCGGGAUAUUCACAUUGCAGGCUCUGCGAUGGGGACCACCGCUCCGGGGCGAUACACUUGCACCUUUCUCAUAGCUGUGUGCCUGAUACAUCAAUAUGGCGCCAUGCUCCAACCCUCGAGCUAUAACAACCCUCCAUACGGUUACCAGGGUCAGAACUCGAAUACUCCUCAACGGGGUUACCCUUCAACAUAUGGUUCUGGGUCGAGAUACCCCGGAGCUCCACCCCCAUCAUACCAGAGCAAUCCAUCUCGGUAUGGAUCAUCUUCAGGGGGAUAUCCGGGUGGACCACCUCCACCCCAAGGCGGAUAUCCGGGUGGACCACCUCCACCUCAAGGAGGAUAUCCGGGUGGACCACCUCCACCUCAAGGAGGAUAUCCGGGUGGACCACCUCCACCUCAAGGAGGAUAUCCGGGUGAACCACCUCCACCUCAAGGAGGAUAUCCGGGUGGACCACCGCCACCUCAAGGCGGUUAUCCGGGUGGACCACCACCAGCACAAGGUGGAUAUCAGGGUGGACCACAGGCAUCACAAAGCGGAUAUACAGGUGUAGUGCCGUCAAGCGGAUAUCAAGGCGGACCACCCCCAAAAGGUGGAUAUCAACCUGGUGCUGCAUCCCAAAGGUCAUACCAACCCCAAAAUGCACCACCCCAAAAUGGAUACCCAAACAGCCAGCCAGGAGGUGGGCCUCCCCAACCGGAUUAUCAAAAUAGAGCAUCUCAAAACGGUCCAGCUCUCAGCAGUUAUCAAAGUGCACAGCCCUCUGGCAACUACCCAGGACCACAGCCCCCAAGGGGCUUCCCGUCACCAACUUACCAAAGAGGGCCCCCACAGAGAGCGUACCCCGGAGAAUCACCAAGGGGGUACGCCCCGCGUAACCAGCCCCCCUCGAGAGGAUACCCGCAGAGAUACCCACGUAACCGGUACCCUGGGCAGGUGCAAUACUUUACCGCCCCACCGCCUGACCCUAGCGGGGGGGUGCAGAUCCCCCUGAGGCCGCUGUACAAUCCCCGGGGGCCUACCAGUCGACAACCGUUCGUCCCCAUGCCGAGUACCACGACGACGCCGCUACCUACGUCCUCAACUACUACAACAGGACUCCCGACCACAGUUGCAGGAGAGAUUGAGCCCCCUGAGUAUGAAGGGGUGACAGGCACGGGUGGGACGACAACAUCGACCACGCCAACACCAACAACUACCACCGCCAGCAUCACAACCACCACACCUCCACCAACACGACCUUGGGUCCAGCAUCAACGGCAACCAGCGCAACAAAAUCAGUAUCGAGGAGGUCCUCCCCAGACACAACAGGGCUACAGAAAUCAAUGGCAACCACCAGCAAAUUCGCGGUACCCGCCCCAACAGCAACAACAACACUAUCAACGACAGGCCUACCCCCCACCAGGACAACAAGCGCAACGCUACCCACCAGCUGGAUACCAGCCCCGACCUCGGCCUCAGCCUCAGCCUCAGCCUCAGCCACCUCCAAGAAGAGGUUAUCCUGAACAACCACCUCAGCCAUCAUAUCAACAGUAUGCACCGCAAGCACAGCCGUAUCAACAGCCUGCUCGGCAAUACCCACCACCACGACGACCGUAUGAACCCUACAAACCUCGACAAACCUUCCGGGAACCACACUAUCCUCAACAAAUGACGUACGAAUCAAGAGCUGCCAGAAUGCCUGUGCCUCGUCCUCAGCCUAACCCUCGCCAGUCUCCUCCUCUUCCACCCCCUCCUGCUGCUGCUGCUGCUGCUAAAUCAGUCCGUAAGGAGGUGCGUUUUUUUUUGCCUCAUCAUCUGAUUCCGAAACCUCCCGCUACAACCACAACCCCACUGCCUAAAGCACAGCCGCGACCAGUAGCUCAGCCACGAAAUCCACCACCACCUCCGAAACAACAGCAUUAUGUUGGAAAUGCUGGUCUAGGCAGAUAUGGUCAAAAGCAGUACAAAUGGUUUCCCUAUGAGCAACGAUGGAGUCCUCACAACACCAGAGGAAAGCGCAGUGUGCAGAGAUCAGACAGAGUAGGUCCUGAAGGAUCUCAACCAGCACCAGGAGUCACCGCACAUGACAUACCUGGCCCUGUAGAUGGGCUCUCGUCGAUGUUCGAAGGGACCGUUGGAGAACACUCGGAGCAUUCAACAGAUCCGCGAAUCUAUGAUAGCCCAGCAGUAACUCAGUUUCAACUCAAGACACUGAGGAACAAGAGUCCUGGGGCAAACUCAACCAGCAGCAGUGGAAGUCCAGUACCAGAUGAACCCUCUCUUUCGAGGUCAAACUUUGGCCAAGCAACAUCAGCUUCAGAGGUUUCAGUUGGAAGACCGAAAAUUAGAAGGGGGCAGACGGAUCUGCUUUCGAUUCCAAGCAUGAGAGGAGUGGAACGAGUCGAAAUUCAACACCACAAAUCCUCACCGGCAAGUCUGACGGGUGUUGAUGGAGCACUAUCCUCAGAGUAUGGCAAAGGGAAGCCUUUAGGUUCCCCUCAUUCCUCUGUUCCCCUAAAAUCUUUGAGCGGACAUAAUAUUAACUGGGACAGGUUGGCGAUGAGAAACUUUGCCAGAAAAGGACCGCAUGGUCGAAAUGAGGGCACCAUUGUACUUCCAGUGGCAUAACGCAUUGUAUUACAUAUUUGAAAUGUAAAUUGGCGGUCAAGCAACUGUUUACUGGACGAUGUAAACUGCAACAGAACUGUCCCUUACAGCAUGCCGCGAUCAUGUCAUAGACUCUAUUGAAGGUCUAAAGAAGUUUAUCUUGUCUUUCCAGCACUCAAACUUUAGGCGACAUGUACAGGACGAAGCUGUGAACAAUGUCUUUCAAAAGAAAGAAAUUGUAAUAGAAAUAAAAAGAAGACAAAAUAGUUACAUAGUUCAAGCAUGGACAAUGUCAUUCUAUGUAGUCUAUAGUCAUGGUAACAAUCAAACCAUCCAUUACAGUCAGAACGGUUUCAGGAUCAUAGCCUAAUAAUCACAGGGAACUAUUACUAGCAAGUGUAGUAUAAAAAUACUACAAUGUUGCGCCAUUUAAGACUAUACCUGGUCCAGGUUGGGUGAGCCAGUACCCCCACCGUCUAUACUACUGCACGUGAUGUUUAAAUGGCUAUGAGUGUACCCAGAGUAUUAGGUUCUUGUAUUCAUGUUGUCUACCUCCACUGUGCUCAAAGUGUUUACACCAUCAUAUCUUUUGAUACAGGAACUCUUAUAACGGGCAUCACGUAAAUUAAAAUGUCAUCACCAGAGAGUAUUCAGUCUCGAUUAUCUGUCAAAACAGAUUCUAUAGGGCGUUAGGGCAGACUUGUGAUGAAAAAUAUAUGAAAAUCAGUUAUGGCCCCAGGUGUUCAGACUCGCUGACUUGGUUGAUGCGUAUCCUUGUAUCCCAAUUGCGCAGAUCGAUGCUCAGGAUAUCAAUCACUGAAUUGUCUGAUCCAGGCUUGAUUAUUUACAGACCGCUGUCACAUGGCUUGAAUAAUGCUGAGUGCGAAGUUAAACACCAAACAAACAAAUCCUGCAAUACGACGGCGGCGUGUAAGCAAUGGGUCUGGACCAGACAACAACGUGAUUGCAUCCUGAGUAUUGAUCCACGUCAUCAG